CCCGCCGCGCUGCCCAGUCUGGCCCCGCCGCCGCCCGCCGCGGACGCGUACUGGCCGACGCCCUGCUAGCCGCCCGGGCCGCCCGCCCGCAGCCAUGAGCGUGCUCCGCCCGGGCCGAGCUCGCCGCCCCCUGGACUAGUCCCGCCGCCGCCCCGACCCGCCUGCACCAUGGAAUCUCCUGCCGCGAGCCAGCCCGCCGGUGUGCCCGCAUCCAAAGGAAAGUCCAGGAGGAAGAAGGAUUUACGAAUCUCUUGCGUGUCCAAGCCGCCGGCGCCCAGCCCCACGCCCCCCCGGAACCUGGACUCCCGGGCCUUCAUCACCAUCGGGGACAGGAACUUUGAGGUGGAGGCGGAUGACCUGGUGACCAUCUCGGAGCUGGGCCGAGGCGCCUACGGGGUAGUGGAGAAGGUGCGGCACGCCCAGAGCGGCACCAUCAUGGCCGUGAAGCGCAUCCGUGCCACCGUGAACUCGCAGGAGCAGAAGCGCCUGCUCAUGGAUUUGGACGUGAACAUGCGCACGGUCGACUGCUUCUACACCGUCACAUUCUACGGGGCCCUCUUCAGAGAGGGAGACGUGUGGAUCUGCAUGGAGCUCAUGGACACAUCCCUGGACAAGUUCUACCGGAAGGUGCUGGACAAGGACAUGACGAUCCCAGAGGACAUUCUCGGGGAAAUCGCUGUGUCUAUUGUGAGGGCCCUGGAGCACCUGCACAGCAAGCUGUCCGUGAUCCACAGAGACGUGAAGCCGUCCAACGUGCUCAUCAACAAGGAGGGCCACGUGAAGAUGUGCGACUUUGGGAUCAGUGGCUACCUGGUGGAUUCUGUGGCCAAGACGAUGGAUGCCGGCUGCAAGCCCUACAUGGCCCCUGAGAGGAUCAACCCGGAGCUGAACCAGAAAGGCUACAACGUCAAGUCCGACGUCUGGAGCCUCGGCAUCACCAUGAUCGAGAUGGCCAUCCUGCGGUUUCCUUAUGAGUCCUGGGGGACCCCGUUCCAGCAGCUGAAGCAGGUGGUGGAGGAGCCGUCCCCGCAGCUCCCAGCUGACCGCUUCUCCCCCGAGUUUGUGGACUUCACUGCACAGUGUCUGGCCCCAGCCUGCCCUCAGCCUGCCCUGUUCUGUCCUAGCCUGAGGAAGAACCCUGCGGAACGCAUGAGCUACCUGGAGCUGAUGGAACACCCUUUCUUCACCUCGCACAAAACCAAGAAGACCGACAUCGCUGCCUUUGUGAAGGAGAUCCUGGGAGAGGACUCGUAGGCGGCGGGGCCUUGGACCCACUCUGGCCCCGCGGCGCCGCGCAGCCCUCUGCGGCAGUGCUUGCCCACACCCAUAAGCUACUGCCAACCUGGCCUUGGGCACCCGGGAGGAAUCCAGGGGGCUGCUCCCGCCUGACAGGCUGUCGGUCCCAAGUGCCAAAGAACCAGACCAUCGGGGCCCUCCGGUGCCUCUGCCCCUGCUGCUCCAAGGACUCUGAGACUCUGGACUUGGAGGGGCCAGACGCCCCUCACAGAGAAGGCAGUGGUGCCUUGUACAGGCCGCUGCCUUGGCCCGGCCCUGGAUGCCACCCAAGUUGUAUAUUUUUUUAUCUCUCGACUGAAUGGACUUUGCACACUUGGCCCAGGCUGGCCACACCUCUGUCCCGGCAUCGGUAGGGGGACCCAGUAGGGGGAUGAGCCACGUGAAUCCCCUGGAGCCCCCAUGAGGCAGAUGCCAGAGCCACCGAGGCCUUCACCCCAGCACUGGCAGACGGGGCUCUAAGGGCACCGGGGCCACCUCGCCCCUGCCUGCCGCCUCUAGGGGUGUUGUUUCACUUUUAUUUUUUUAAUUUAUCCUCUUGAUUUUUUUCUUUCGCUUUGUGGGUUUGGCUGGUUUUUCUUGCAUGGUUUGGAGCCGAUCACUUUUCUGUCACCUGCUAGGGGACCAUCAGGCUAAGACCUGCCCUCUCUGCUCAGGCUGGGGUCUCGGGGGAUGGGCCCAAGGUCUCUGCUCAGAGAGGCGCUAGGGGAGCCAUCCAACUCACUCUCCUUGGGGACCGGCUCGACGGGGGCUGUGGAUUUGCUUUUGGUAUUGUUUUAAAAAAAAAGAAGAAAA
This is a messenger RNA of Orcinus orca (killer whale), 2088 nucleotides long. RefSeq names its product mitogen-activated protein kinase kinase 3 (gene MAP2K3). The transcript is spliced from 12 exons. NCBI's taxonomy places the organism in Eukaryota, Metazoa, Chordata, Mammalia, Artiodactyla, Delphinidae. Gene Ontology annotation, biological process: MAPK cascade; protein phosphorylation. The record is from RefSeq and is a predicted model, not a curated record. Bases 169 to 1254 code for a protein of 361 amino acids. Gene Ontology annotation, molecular function: ATP binding; MAP kinase kinase activity.